This is a messenger RNA of Opisthorchis viverrini, 435 nucleotides long. RefSeq lists its product as hypothetical. The transcript has 2 exons. The record is from RefSeq and is a predicted model, not a curated record. NCBI's taxonomy places the organism in Eukaryota, Metazoa, Platyhelminthes, Trematoda, Opisthorchiida, Opisthorchiidae. The coding region runs from base 1 to 435 and encodes 144 amino acids.
AUGUCUCAUUUCGGAACUGGCUCUUCGUCAGUUUACAAUACUGGCAUCGCCUCUGGUAGAUUAGCUGGUAGAGGACUUCGGAUGCACUUAUACGAGACCAUGUGGAUGUCGGAACAAAGGCGAGAUAAACUAAAAAUGCUCCGCAACAUACUCGUAAAACGUGGUGCAAUAUGUCCACUCGAAAAUAUUGAACAAAAUCCGAGUCGACUAGGUAGCAUGACAUCGUACCUUGGAUGGGAAUUGCCCAUAUUCACGCUGGCUCGAUUGUUCUGUGAUGAAAGUUAUACUCUAUUUGCCCAAGAUGUAACGGUUUUAUUGCGCAAUCUCCGGUGGCUCACACGGUUUCCGUAUGCACGCGCCGCGAGUGUUGUCGACAAACCAGUGGUACCUAAAGUGCCAUCCAGCGACUAUGUACAACCGUACGGCUGCAAAUGA